This is a messenger RNA of Dreissena polymorpha, 1485 nucleotides long. Its product is annotated as suppressor of cytokine signaling 2-like. Gene Ontology annotation, cellular component: phosphatidylinositol 3-kinase complex. Gene Ontology annotation, biological process: intracellular signal transduction; phosphatidylinositol phosphate biosynthetic process. The coding region runs from base 293 to 1069 and encodes 258 amino acids. Gene Ontology annotation, molecular function: 1-phosphatidylinositol-3-kinase regulator activity. Lineage: Eukaryota; Metazoa; Mollusca; Bivalvia; Myida; Dreissenidae. The record is from RefSeq and is a predicted model, not a curated record. The transcript has a single exon.
UUAGCCUCACACCACAUCUCUUCUAAAUAUUCUAAAUAUAGCACAUCCAUAUUCCUAGAAAAUGGCUUCUAGGUAGUACAAUGAGUAUAUAAGUUCACCGCUUAUCGAAUGUUUGUUCAUUUAAAGUCAAAGCAGCGUUUGAGCGAACUGGCUAAUACAUUCAAACUGUGAAUAAGUUCAUUUGAAAUACAAGUAGAGGGCAAAUAAAUGUGAAUAAAUACAAGAUAUGUGGAGAAUUUAAACGCGGACUUUCUGUUUGUGUUAAAGUGGAUGUUUCAAUGAGAUAAAGUCCAUGGGUGUUUCUACACCAUUAGUUGUUAUUUAUCCAAUAACCCCCAUGGCCGUGAAAGACAGCAUCCGAGGAAUGCACUGUGCAGAAUGCCAACUCAAAUGUAACUGUCUCUCAUCCAUUUGGAUCCAUGACUUCGGGACGUCUGGACACAAACGUCUGCAACAGGCGCCAGCGUCUACAGCGUCAACGCAGAAAGCGGCCAGACGCAAAGGGGACAGUUAUUAUUGUGAAAAGGAUUUAUCCCGGACACUAAGUGCUGUUGGAUCUCUACAAGAGGGGUGUUUCUAUUUUCCGGAUAUAAGCAGUUCUCAGGCAAAAGCGAUGUUGAGGUAUUGUGACGUUGGUACGUUUUUUAUACGUGACAGUUCAGAUUCUAGGUAUUUAUUCACGUUGAGCGUCAGUACAAAACGGGGACCUACGAGUAUUCGAAUUCUUUAUGAACAUGGAAUGUUUUCUUUAGAUGCCGACGAGAAGUCCAGAAACCAUUUACCAAAGUUCGAUGCGAUUUUAAACUUAAUUGAUUAUUACGUUCGCCAAAGUUCGUCGAAAACCUCUGACAAGUGCCGAUUUUUGGACACUAGAGGGAAAAAGGAUUUACCAAUUAUUAUAUCCAAACCAAAAUUGAGUGAUGUUCCAUCCUUGAAGCAUCUUUGUCGGACCGCAAUAAUUCGCUCUCUUCCGGUCGCAAGUCCGCUAGGGGUCACCUCAGUCUCGGGUCGUCUUCCGUUGCCAAAACUUCUUCAUAGCUACAUCAAAGAUUACCCUUUUGUGUAUUGAAAGUUUCUCGGAAAAUGUGGCACCGUUAAAAUAGCAAAACGCGGUUGGAGGCGCAGCAGACGACUACGUUUUGCGUCAGCAUGAAUGGAUCGACGAUCGUUGUGGUUCGAGGUGGAUUCUAAUGAGGAGUGAACAAGAGAAUGAAUUGAGUGGGGGAACGGUUCGGGAGAGGUUAAGUGUGAAGUAUUAGUAGUCCCACAAGGUGUGCAAACUUUAAAUCGCCUACCUCAACUCUUCGCACUAACUGACCUAUAGUUUACGUACACAAAACCUUGCUUUUACAUUAAAAUGUUUAUAACACGCUGUUAAGGUGUACAUGUACCUCGCUCAGGAAACAUGCACUUUGUCAUAUUUAUUUAUGUGUUAUUUAUUUAAUUGUCUUAUUAAUGCUUUAUUAAAAUUGAUGACAUGCUAAA